Molecule: messenger RNA, 41129 nt
Organism: Porites lobata
Lineage: Eukaryota; Metazoa; Cnidaria; Anthozoa; Scleractinia; Poritidae
Source: the annotation of a GenBank genome assembly
AUGGGAAUGGGUAAUGGACAAAUUCCAAACUCUGCAUUGAAGGCUGCUUCUGUGGUAUGACUGAUACAGUUGCAGAAAUAUGUUCUCAAACGUUUGUGGUCAUGAAGUGAUUAAGAACUGAUGUUUCAUACUGAAUUUAAUUUGGCUGUUUUAGUACUGUUUACUACUGUACGUGCAUUUUAGCGGCAAAGAAUGAAUGAGCCCCUGUGAUUUCCAUAGUAUAAAGGCUUUAGGCAGUUAGCCGCGACGGGUCAGCUAGGUUUCGGUUUUGGUUUCAUCGAAUUUAAAAGAUUGCCGUUUUCGGCAGAAAACUGACUGAAAUGCGUACGUGGCACUAAGAAGAGCGACUUCAAACUGUGCUUGGUAGAAAAGCUCAGUGGUUGGCUUUUAUGACAUCCCAUAACAACAUCAUGAAAGAAUUGUGGCUGUUAUUACAUUGUUAUUUUGUAAAUUGUCCCCGAGGUAUUUGGCUACAAAGCUAGGAGAGGGGGAAUGAGACAAAACUCCAUAACAAGCUCAAAAGAAACGACAAAAAUUUUCAAGAACACAGUUACAGUAACCACAGAAACCUACAAGAAAAAGCUUUUGCCAAAAUUUGUCUGAGUAAUAAAUGACGCAGCUAAUGGAAUGGAAAGAACAGGUUUUAGCUCAAUUAUAGUUGAGGGAAUGGUCAUUAAAAAAAAUCCGAGUUAAAAGCUUGCAAUCCACUCCCCCUGUACGUCUAAAUUAGGUUAAGUUUCCCCUGGUGGCGAACAGUUCAGUCAUAGUCAUAUAAAUUAUGUUGUUGGGGAAUGGUAAUGUAUGACAAUGAGUUUAAAACAAAAAAAAAUAACUUUAAACCCAAGGGUAAAAUUGAACCACAAAAUGUAUAUUAAAGAUAUUUCUUCUUUCACGUUUAUAGUAUAGCUCUAGCUAUGCACCGGGUUACGGCAGACUGAACCAUCACAGCACUUAUAUCGCCAAGAGAAACGACAAGGGACAGUGGAUACAGGUGGAUUUUGGAAAAGUGGCUAAAGUGACUAAGAUCGGAACUCAAGGUCGAUAUAAUGUGGGACAGUGGAUCACCAAAUAUAUUGUCUCUUACAGCAUCGAUGGUGGAUUCUUUGAGUAUCAGUUGCACAAGCCAUACCACGUACCUCGAGUAAGUAUCACAAAUGAAGGAUGAAGCAGUUUUACAUCUAUACAAAGUUUAUCUGGGCCGCUGUUUUAAAAGGAAAGUUCUGUCCAAGCCUGUAAGUGUAAGCUAUAUUUUAGAGAGGCAAGUUCAUAAUAAUUUUGGAAACGUAUCGAACCAAAUUGGGCAUCCAUCUUGUCUAUAUCCUCGUGUCAAACCGUUUAGCUAUCAGUUAAUUAAGGAAAGAGGCCCGUUAUAAACCUAGGAUAAAUACUAUACGUUCUAGGCUAAAAACUCUGAAUUUUAUUAACCAUUUAGUUUUCAAUAAAUACGAAUUAGUCUAUUAGUAUAGGUAUAGAUAGAUAUAGAUAUGUAUAUAGUAGAAUUCGAUCCGGUACAAGAUUUAAAAAUUCUUACGCUUAACCUACUUUUGGUAUGUAUUAUUAUCUUUUGAAAAAUAAAGCCAUAUUUUAAUACUAUUAUUAUUAUUAUUAAUAUUAUUGUUAUUGUUAUUAUCAUAAUUAUCACUAUUAUUAUCAUCAUUAUCAUUACCAUUAUUUUUACAGUGAUUUCUGAAAGCGAUACGUCGAGGAACGUGAACACUCGAUUGAAUCGAUUUAAAUGACUGUUUUUAGACAACAACAUUCAUUGAGUUGUUUUAUUCAUUUUAGGAAUAUUACGCCAACAAAGACUACACUAGAGUCGUAAUUAACACCCUAGACGAACCAAUCCUAGCCCGUUAUAUCCGCAUUCACCCGAUCGCAUGGCAUGGACACAUUUCUUUUAGAUUUGAGUUAUAUGGUUGUUAUUCAGGUGAGAUGAAUGGAAAGUUAAGUUAAAUCAUGUCAACGUUAACUACUCUUGAUUGUUUUCAUGAUUUUAGGGAUGGCCACUCCAGGUUUGUGUCAAUAGUAUUUAUUUAGAUGUUUGCAGUAAUAUUUAGUAUACAUGAUUUAAUCAAAUUUCAAAAUAAGCCGCGAUUGUUUAUCUCGUCUUUUGAAACAUUUAGCACCCUAUUCAGAACACCUCUAAAGUACGUACUUUUGGAUAAGGUAGCAUGGACUAUGGCAUGUAUUCCAACCCUUGUUCGCCCCCCUCCCGACUUCUAAAUGCUAUCAAACGCAACAUCCAUUAAUUACAAUGGUCCUUAUUGCGUUCUUGCAGGAUUUUCUGCUCCGAAGCCACAAUCUUGCAUGGCCGGACUUGGAUUAGAAAAUGGAAACAUCCCCGAUUCAGCAAUAAUAGCUUCCAGCUUUUAUAACUCGUAUUACAGACCUGACCAAGGGCGUUUGCAAGCUCAGUAUGAAAGUGGCGGCUACGGAAGCUGGUUAGCAGCGACAUCGAACAAUCAACAGUGGUUCCAAGUGGAUUUUGGAAACUGGACAAAGGUGACGAGAGUCGCUAUACAGGGACGCCUGAAUGCGGCUCAGUGGGUUACAAAGUUUAAACUGGCGUAUGGAUACGACGGGGUAUUUUUCAAAGACUUCAAGGAAGACGGCGAUACUGCUAAGGUAAAAGAUACACCUUUGAAAACCAGAAAUGAGGCUACACUAUGCAAAGAAGAAUGGUACUUACACCUUACUUGCUGAGACUAUUACAAAAUGAUGCAGGCGAAGAUCUUUUGGGGUAUCAAGAGCGGUGUUUUUCACACAAUGAGCUUUGUUGCCUUUUUCCUUAACUUGUAAACGAUAAAGAUCAUCAUAACAAAGGAAUCUUUUCGGUCCCCUGGAAUCCUUCCCUGUUCCCCUAUACGAAACCUAUGCGCUGUAAAAUGUCUCCGCGAUUUCUUAAUUGUGGGUCAUAAAACAGUGCCUGCCUGACUCCUGAACCUUUUAAAAAAGGAUCGCUUAAUGCACGUAUAUGAAGGCUCAACAAUUUUAAUCGUCUUGGCAGGGUAUCUAAAUCCAAAACUGAAUUUGCAUUUUGUGUCUCAGGAAUUUGAUGGUAACACAGAUCAAUUCAUGGUUGUUAGCCACUUGUUGAAGAAGGCAAUCAUCGCCCGUUUUGUUCGAAUUGUUCCACUCACUUGGUAUGGAGCCGUUACGCUAAGAGCCGACUUCUAUGGAUGCGAGUCAGGUGAUCGCUUGUUUUAACUAAACUGAUUUUAUCCAACUCAGACUUCUACCAUAUAACAGUUAUAAGACUGUCCAUUUAUCAACCUUUCAAUGUGUAGGAAAUCUGAAAGAAAAGGAGAGACUGCUCGCACUCUACAGCUGUAAUUAUAUUCACCUAAAACGAAAAAUUUCUCAAAGAAAUAUCUAGGUAGUGAAAUGUUGUUCUUGAUGUACUGUGCUAACAGGGUUUGAAGUUCCGGACAUAGUGUGCGCAUCUGCUCUGGGAAUGCAGUCAGGCAAGAUACCGGACUCGGCUUUUGUGGCAUCAUCUCGGUAUAAUCAGUACUGGGGACCGGAGAGGGGAAGGUUAAACGAGAAAAAGGAAGGUAUGAUUUGUUUCAAAAUUGACUAGAACAGAGGGUGAUCUCUUGGUGAAGCUGAAGUCUAUAUCUUAGCUUAUCAGCGUCUUAUUUCCGUCCAUUAAAUACGAGUCAAUUAGCCUCGCUAAUGGGCAUUUUUGUUAAAAGAAAAAAAACUCCUCUGCUUGAAUUGACAAGUCCAUCAUCCAAACUAUACCAUCGAAAACGCAUAUAUGAAGACACGAUUUCGAUCUCAGGCUGCUCUGAGACGACGGUGCCCUACUCGCAAAUAGUGUAAACUAUUUUGUGUAUCUCGGCUAAUACACCAUUUCUAGGCAGUUUCAAUGGUGGAUGGGUUGCCCAGUAUGGAGGCGCUGAUCAGUUCCUGCAGAUUGACUUGGGUAAUGUUACCAAGGUAACAAGGAUCGCCACGCAAGGAAGGUAUGAUGCAGGCUGGUGGACAAAGACAUACACUCUUUCAUACAGUAAUGAUGGAGCAGCGUUCACAGCGUACAAGAAUGGCAAGGUAUAAAGACAUGUCUCAUUUCGUAGUACAUAAUAAGACGGAUUAAAACAAUAGAGAAACACAAUGGAUGUGACACUGCUAUUCUUAGUCUAACAGAACGAUGGAAACAAGAGCUUGACUCGACAAUCAUAAAGUCAUCAGAAGUAGUUUAAAUAGCUUUAACAAAAGCCUUUGCCUACUCUACCGCUUGAUAUGAUAGCACUGAAAUUAACGCAAUAUCAUGUUGACGACAAAAUCAUUGACCUAUCUUUCUAAUCGAAGGCAACGGGUAAAACUUUCGACAUGGCAGGAUAUAACAACUGGAAUUCCUCAUGGAUCCGCACAUGGGCCUGUUUUAUUCAACAUAUUCAUGAACGACCUUGUUAACUUGAUAAAAGGUAGCAACCUAUCGACUUAUGCAGAUGACACACGGGCAUUCUUUGCUGAUAAAAGAUCCUUUGAUAGUCCAAGAAAUUAUAAACUCUAAUUUAUCAUACGUACAUAAGUGUUUUUUUUGAAAAAUGGCAUUAAAAAAAAACACUCUAAAUACCAGGCUAUAGUGAUAGGCUAUGGGAAAGUUAAUCCAGAAUUUCGCUGUGAAAAUAACGCCAUCAGUCGCCGUUUCAUGUCAUCCGUUUGACGUAACAGGCGUAAUGCUUAACCUAUAUAAUAUUAUUCCAAUACCUUAUUUUAAGAUAACUAUUUGCCUUCCUAUUGUCAAGGUCUUCCAAGGCAAUACGGACUACAGAACUGCAGUAGGUCAUAUUCUUGAUCGUCCAAUUAUCGCUCGCUUCAUCAAAAUCAACGUGAAAACAUACCAAGGAUAUCCAUCAUUGAGGGUGGAGCUUUAUGGAUGCUCUGAUGGUAUGUGGGAUUUUUUUGUCUGAAAUGGAUGCUGGUUUACCUGUUAUCUGUUUCAAUUUUAUUUGAUAAGUCUAACUAUGUCUGUGUUUAAAAUUUUAUAGGCUUUUCCACCCCUAAUCCACCACAGUGUAUGGAAGCCCUUGGAAUGCAAUCCGGUGACAUACCUGACUCAGCCAUCACUGCCUCAAGCUCUGCUAAUGCCGUCAGUUAUGCUCCUUCAGUUGGCAGACUUCACUUUCUAUCUGCUGGUAGCGGUAGAUAUGGGAGCUGGGCAGCAGGAGCCAACAAUGCACAGCAGUGGUUUCAAGUCGAUUUUGGAAGCUGGACUAAAGUCACAGCAGUAGCGACACAGGGACGGCAAGAUUCUAAUCAAUGGGUAAAAACCUUUAGUAUGUCAUACAGCUAUGAUGGGGUUUUUUACAAGAUUGUGAGCAACGAGCAAGGUUUGAAAAAGGUAAGAGUUAUGAAGAAAGUAUUGUCAAGCCCUCUGCGCUCACCCCGCGCCCGAUCAUCCCUUACAAAAAACAGGCUAUUUGCGCUAAGAGGUCGUGUGACAUCUUUUUUAUGAAAAUGAAAGUUAUAUGAUUUUGCCUUCGAAAAACGAUUAGUGGGUCAUUUCUUAAACAAAAUAAUAGUGAUUUGGUUUUUCAAACCCGCACAUUUUCUUAAAAUGAGUAAGUUCGUAAAUGGUCAAGUGACCAAAAUGUGAUUUUUAAAAUUAUGAAUUAUUUCUUUCUAAACACAAAUUUUGCACUUAAACUUAAAGGAAAAUGUUGAAAAGAUGAUGUGGUAACGUUUACAGCACAUCUGAGCGUAACUAUCAAACGUUUAACCAGAUAUGAGCCAAAAGUAGUUUUGGCCGCCAUGUUGGAGGGCAAGAGUAUGUUCUCCAACAUGGCGGCCAAUACAAAUCAUACUACUUUGUUGAAAAGUCAAAGUGCCAUAAAAUAUCUCCCUUAAAUUCGUUUCCUCUCAAAUUUCGGGUGUAAUAUAAUUUUUAUGAGCCCUGUCAAUUUUUGGCAUCAGCAAGAUUCCAACUCAUUGUUUAAAGGAAGCAUUGAUCACCUGACCUCUUAGUGCAAGUGACCUACUGGCAUAAAACGCAGAUGUAAAUCUCGCCUUCGCUUUUAACGUCUUUCUUUUAUCUAAUCAAUUUUCAGCUUGGGCGGAGAGAUUUCUCUGCAGCAGUUUUAUCAAAUACAAAAUUAAAGUAGAUUUUUGCAUACUUAAUUGAAUUUUCUAUAGUAAAUCAUCGCCAAAAAAGAGAACACUUCUAGUCACAACUGUACAAUUUGAUAGUUUGAAAUCAACUGAGUGUAGUAUAUAGAUUAAGCCAGGGCUAAAGAUGAAGCCCCCGUUACUGCAUUUAGAAUUUACUUCAAACAAUAGAAUUGUUACAAUUGUAAAGAAACGUACUUAGAGUUAAGCCCGCGAUCAUUUGAACAAUAGUUACUUGUCCGCGGAUUACUUAAAAAAACACGCAACCUCCAUGGGUCGACCUCUAAGCCGAAUUAUGGUCAUGUGAUACUGGUCAGCAGAUACCCUAUUUUGACAACUGUCAAUUGACGACAACAUGCAAGUGCAAUAUCAGGUCUCAGGCUCCCACUCUAACCAGAAGGUGUGAAAUUUCACAAAGGUUACCUUUAAGUAAUUGCUCGACUACAAGAGAGAACCUUCUGAUAAGACGGUCGCUGCACUCAGGAAAGCGAGGAAAAAUUAAUGCUCAACGCAUCGCGCGCUGCCUCACCAAUGAUUACUGGCUGAAUCUCUCUCAGAGCAUCCAUCUAUCUGCUGACUGUGGGAAUCUCUGCGCUAUGUACGAUGGAAUAAAGAGAGCUUUCGGCCCAAGCGCUACCCAAACUGCACCUUUGAAGUAAGCUGCCGGCGACAUCAUCACAGACCGGAGUAAACUGAUGAAGAGGUGGACUGAACACUACCAAGAACCUACUCUAAAGAGAACAUCGUCACUGACACAGUAGUUGAGAGUACCAGCCUCCUGCCUGUUAUUAAUAAGCUUGACCUUCCACCCUCAGUAGACUUAUAACUUAAAGCAAUCAACUCUCUAGCCUGAGGGAAAGCAUCAGGCAACAAUGGCAUCCCUUCAGAGGUCAUCGAGGGUGGUAUGAAUACCGCUCUCCUUUGCCAUCUACACGAGCUCUUGCUUCAGUGCUGGGAGGAAGGAACAGUGCCCUAGGACAUGCGUGACUCUAACAUCGCCACGCUCUACAAGACCAAAAGACAAGGGACACCGCAGCGACUGUAACACACACCGUGGAAUAUCUCUCCUCAGUAUCACUGGGAAGGCCUUUGCCCGUGUAGCGUUGAAUAGCUUACAGAAGCUAGCAAAAAGGGUGUACCCUGAGGCUCAGUGCGGGUUCAAGGCAGGAAGGUCAACAAUUGACAUGAUCUUUUUCCUGAGGCAGCUGCAGGAAAAGUGUCGGGAGCAGAGCAGAGGAAACCCCUGUAUAUUGCCUUUAUCGACCAGAGUAAGGCCUUCGAGCCUAAUCAGCAGGAAGGGGUUAUUCACUCUCUUGCAGAGGAUGGGAUGCCCUCCCAAGCUCCUAAGGAAGAUAAUGUCUUUCCAUGAAGACAUGCAAGAAACCGUCCAGUAGGAUGGCUCAACCUCAGACUCCUUCCCAAUCAAGAGCGGAGUGAAACAGGGCCGUGUACUUGCACUCAAAUUCUUGGACAUCUUUUUUUCUGUACUGCUGUCUACCAGAAACGAUGGAAACCUCUUCAACCUUGCACGUCUCUGAGCAGAGACUAGGGUUCGGAAAGUACUGAUAAGGGAGAUACUGUUUGCAGACGACGCUGCCUUAACCGCACACAAUGAGAAUGCUUUACAACGACUAAUUAUCACCUUUGCACUCAAUUGUAGCGAGUUUGGUCUCACCAUCAGUCACAAAAAGACCAACAUCCUUGGCCAAGACGUCGGCAACAUCCCAAGCAUCUCCAUCGACCACUACACUCUCGAGGUGGAGGAGGACUUCACUUACCUAGGCUCCACCAUCUCCAACAACCUCUCCCCAGACACUGAACUGAACAAACGAAUUUCAAAGCAGAGCAGCACUGGAACAUCUCCGAAAGAGGGUCUUGGACAAAGCCAUGUUGACCAUCAGCACCAAGAUGAAGGUGUACCGCGGCCUGAGUACUCAGCACCCUGCUGCAUGGUAGCGAGACCCGGACCCUCUAUUCCCGCCAAGAGCGCAGACUCAACACCUUCCACCUGCGUUGCCUCAGAAGGAUUUUGGGCAUCACCUGGCGAGACCGAAUCCCAAACAAGGAUGUCCUAGCACAGGAAGGAGUACCUAGCAUGUUCGCCUUGCUCGUUCAGAGACGGCUGCGCUGGCUUGGCCAUGUAAGCCGCAUGGAUGGGGCUUACCACUGGAACUAGACCGGCAGGAAGGCCUAAUAUUAGCUUCAAAGAUGUUUGUAAACGAGAUCUGAAGGCAGGCAAUACAAUAUCAACCCUGCAGGUUGGGAAGCUGUAGAGACCGAGGUCACCGAAGGCUUGCUGUUAACGCAGGUACUGAGGCGAGUGAAGAGAGGAGAGAGGAGCAGUGGGAUGAGAGGAGAGAGCGCAGGCGGCUGAGGGCAGCAUCAGUACCCACAGAGCCAAGCAUGGAGGGCCUGCCGUUCCAGAAUGGGACUUUAGAGCCACAGCAGGCUGUGCAACUCAACCAAUGACUAAACCUUGGCGCUGAUUCCAUUAUCUCGCGAGACAGAAGGAUGCCAAAAGCCCUGUGGUGGGGACGGACGGGCGGACGGACGGACGGUCAAGUGACUACUAAAUUUCUCGGAUGGAUAGAUUGCUCAGUUUUCUUCGCUAUGGGCUUCUGCUCGCACGCUCCUUGCGCGUGCUUGGAGCUCCGCUAUAAAAGCUUCACGUUAAGCCUAGGACGUACACGCAAAGUCAUACCCCCACAAAGGGGGUCCCCCCUUGGGUUUUUGAUAUGUUGCAGUAUUUCAAAACGAUUUUGCCUUCAGUAGAAAGGCUUUGAUCUUGUCUACAAGACGAGGUAUAGUUUAUGGGUGGUGGCGCUGCUGGAGGUCUGUGACGUCACCAAACAUGGUCGCCAUCUUGGAUUUUAUCAAGAAUUAGAAACCAGGUAAAAACAGUGAGAAUUAAUAACUUUGUGCGCUUAUCAAGAUGUAAAAUAACACUUAAAUAAUUCCUUUGUAAGUCCGGGGGUUAAGGCUGUUCUUUCCGUCAUUUAGCUAAAAAGUGAGGCAGUGCUUCAAAUUUUCCGGUGGAAUUUACCUUGAAAAUUUAUUUAUUUUUUGGAAAAAUUCCAACUUAGUCCCUUUUGAACCUUUCAUCAGGUAUUUACUGCGAACUCUGACCGAUACACAGUAGUGAAGAACGUACUGGACAAACCAGUUAUAACGCGCUACUUACGGAUUCAUCCCGAGUCUUGGUAUGGACAUAUUUCUAUGAGGACGGAAUUCUAUGGAUGCACGAAAGGUAAUCACUAAUCAGGAAUAUCUGCUGUUAAAUGAAUCUACCUAGCUUAAGCUUAGCGCUUAUUAUACACCUAUUAUAUUUCUUAAAAGAAAAACAGCAGAUUGAAAUAACGAUUGUUAAUUUCUUGCUUUUCCCCGAAGGAUUCACACCCCCUAUAAUGGUAUGUGCAUCUGCUUUGGGAUUGGAAAACGGGAAGAUACCAGACACGGCCAUUGUAGCAUCGUCCAGAUACAACCAAUACUGGGGACCGGAGCGUGGCAGGCUAAACGAGAAAAAGGAUGGUAAUCACUUUUAAGCGUUUAAUCACCCAAUAAAAGGUGCUUUAAAUUCAACGGUAAAAGGUUUUGAUAUCUGCUAUUUAGCCUAGAGCAUUUGAAGUGCCGAGAAACAACUCGCCCUUCCAUGACACAGAUUACAACCAGCAAAAUGUUGGUCUCGAGUCAUUCUAAAAGUUUUUAUAUUCCCUAUUUGAAACGUCAAGGGUUAUCAAAACGUGUAUGAAUUGCUUCAGGAUUUUUUUGUCACUGAUCUUGAUUUGUCAUCAUUAAAAACGGCAAGAAAAACAACCUUUUCUUGAGCUGCACAGCCAUGUCUUUUAAGAAAUAUAUUCAAAUAUUUGUAGUAAAAUCUUGUUCAUCUCGACUGAAAACUGCAAAUAAACGUUUUUCAGGAAGUUUUAAUGGUGGAUGGGUUUCCCAAUAUGGAGGCGCUGAUCAGUUCCUGCAGAUUGACUUGGGUAAUGUUACCAAGGUAACAAGGAUCGCCACGCAAGGAAGGUAUGACGCAGGCUGGUGGACAAAGACAUACACUCUUUCAUACAGUAAUGAUGGAGCAGCGUUCACAGCGUACAAGAAUGGCGAGGUAACCCUGGAAUACAGUGACCCCCGUCGUUAUAAUAUUUACGUUCUUUAUGUUAGGACGAAACACGUUAUUUAAUUCUAUAUAAUUUAAUCUGUUAUGUUGACAUUUCGAAGGUCUUCCAAGGCAAUACAGAUUAUAAAACUGCAGUGGGUCACGUUCUAGAGCCUGCCAUUAUAGCUCGAUUUAUCAAAAUCAACGUGAAAACAUACCAAGGAUAUCCAACAUUGAGAGUGGAGCUAUUUGGAUGCUCUGAUGGUAUGUGGAGUUGUCGUUUUUUACGAAAUGACCAUAAAAAGGUCACUUACCUGUAUUUUGUUUGAAUUUGACUUGAAUACAUAUAUGUUUGGCUGCUUGAAAUUUCAUAGGAUUUGCUACCCCUAAACCACCUCAGUGUAUGGAAGCCCUUGGAAUGCAAUCCGGUGACAUACCUGACUCAGCCAUCACUGCCUCAAGCUCAGCUAAUGCCGUCAGUUAUGCUCCUUCAGUUGGCAGACUUCACUUUCUAUCUGCUGGUAGCGGUAGAUAUGGGAGCUGGGCAGCAGGAGCCAACAAUGCGCAGCAGUGGUUUCAAGUCGAUUUUGGAAGCUGGACAAAGGUCACAGCAGUAGCGACACAGGGAAGGCAAGAUUCUAAUCAAUGGGUGAAAACCUUUAGUAUGUCAUACAGCUAUGAUGGCGUGUUUUUCAAGAUUGUGAACAACGAGCAUGGUUUGAAAAAGGUAAGAGGUAUAAAGAAAAUCUUGUCAUCCCCCUGUGCUCCCUCCGUGCCAGAUCAUCCUUCAGUUGACAAACAAUUGGCACAAAGAAAAUCUCCCCUUUAAUUUUUACGUUUUUCUUUCGGCUGCUUUAUUUUGCUGAUUGAGCGGUAGGAUUUGUUAGCAGCAGUUUUGUGAGUGAAAAUUAAAACAACUUUUUGCAUACUUAAUUAAAGUUCUUGUAGCAGAACAUAUUUAUGUCGAAAAAGAAGCCAAAACUGUGUCAUUUGAUAGUGUAAAAACAUUUAUCUUUUAUACUGAAAGGCUGCUCGAUUCCUUUUACGUCAUUUAAUUAAAAAAGGGAGGUGUUGCAUUUAUUUUGCCUAUGGAAUUUAUCUUCAAAAUGUCUUAAAGAAUUAAUUCCAUCCGUUUUAGAGGCGGAUCCAGGAAUUUUUUAUUGGGGGGUUGACCAAGCUUUGUUCAGAAGGGACUGUUGAACUUUUUUGUGGCAUAUUACCUCUCACAGAGCCGACCACGUGUUUCUCAAUCUGUGAAGGCCAGGCGCUGUUGGCGAGGGAAAUACCGCCUUGCGAGCAGAGGCAAACAGAUCAUAGGAGGGUACCGAAAAACAAUUACAGUUUUGCGUAUCCCUGGAAUUUAGUUUAGUGGCAAAAUGAAACGCCCGUUUCAUUAAAAAGAAAAGCCAGUUGAAAAGUGCUAUACGAUCCUGUCGAUGUACGAAUUUUAGUCUCAAACAAGUGUUAGGUCUGAUUGGAGUUUGCGGACCCUUAGACCCUUUCCCUAUAUCAGCCUCUGCGAUUUUAGUUAAGAAGUAUUUCGCGAUCAACUUUGCUCAAACCGUCGUGCUGAAAUGUUGAGGAAGCUAACACCAAUGCUAUUCAUCCCAACAAUUAUGUCUCGAUCGUGAAGAUUCUAAUCUCGUUUCUUCUGAUUCUUUCGUCAGGUGUUUACUGCAAACUCUGAUCGGUACACAGUAGUAAAGAAUGGGCUGGAGAAACCAGUUAUAACGCGGUACAUACGGAUUCAUCCCGAGUCUUGGUAUGGACACAUUUCUAUGAGGACAGAAUUCUUUGGAUGCAGGAAAGGUAAUGAGAUUUACAAUUUGCUAUCAGAUAAGAUUACUCAGGGCACUCACUCUCCAAUAGUCAAAACAGACCGACCAGGCUAUUUUCGUGGUAAUGAGGUUUUCAGUUUUAAUCAAACCUAACCCACCAGAAAAGUCGAGUAUUCUUAAAGGAGAUGGUUUUCAGCAAAAAUUCUCGUUAAAAGUCAGUUUCAUUUGCAAAAGAAUGGUCCGGCCUGCCAGUUCUGACUUUCGGAAAGCGCCUUCGGUAGGUUCAGUGCUUAACUUCCAAUAUUUCAAAAAAUACAAAAAGCAAAUAAAAAAUAACGUUUCUUUCUUUCUUUCCUUUUUACUUAAGGAUUUGAACCCCCUAAAAUAUUAUGUGCAUCUGCUUUGGGAAUGGAAAACGGGAAGAUACCAGACACGGCCAUUGUAGCAUCGUCCAGAUACAACCAAUACUGGGGACCGGAGCGUGGCAGGCUAAACGAGAAAAAGGAUGGUAAUCACUUUUAAGCGUUUAAUCACCCAAUAAAAGGUGUUUAAAAUCAACUGCUAAAGGUUUUGGAUACUUGCUAUCUAGCCUAAAGCAUUUGAAGUGUGUGGAGUGCAUCCGAGAAACCAGUCGCCCUUCCAUGACACAGAUUACAACCAGGAAAAUGUUGGUCUCGACUGAUUCUAAAACUUUUCAUAUUCCCUAUUUGAAAAGUCAAGGGUUAUCGAAAAGUGAAUUGCUUCAGGAUUUUUUUUGUCACUGAUCUUGACUUGUCGUUUUCAAAAACAGCAGCAAAAACAACCUUUUUCUUGAGCUGCGCAUAUCUUUGUGCGAAAAAUAUUUAAAGAUUGGUAGUAAAAUUUUGUUCAUCCGGACUGAAAACUGCGAAUAAACGUUUUUCAGGAAGGUUUAAUGGUGGAUGGAUUUCUCAUUAUGGAGACACUUAAAUAAAUAAAUAAAUAAAUAAUUAAAUAAACAAAUAAAUAAAAUAAUUCUCUCAGACGACAGUGCCCUACUCGCAGGUGGUGCAAACUAUUUUGUGUGUUUCGUCCAAUAUACCUUUUCAGGCAGUUUCAAUGGUGGAUGGGUUUCCCAAUAUGGAGGCGUUGAUCAGUUCCUGCAGAUUGACUUGAGUAAUGUUACCAAGGUAACAAGGAUCGCCACGCAAGGAAGGUAUGAUGCAGGCUGGUGGACAAAGACAUACACUCUUUUAUACAGUAAUGAUGGAGCAGCGUUCACAGCGUACAAGAAUGGCGAGGUAACCCUGGAAUACAGUGACCCCCGACCUUACAAUAUUAUAUAGAUCUUUAAAUUAGGACGAAAAAAGUUAUUUUAUUUUAUAUAACUUAAUCUGUUAUGUUGACAUUUUGAAGGUCUUCCAAGGCAAUACAGAUUAUAGAACUGCAGUGGGUCACAUUCUAGAGCCUGCCAUUAUUGCUCGAUUUAUCAAAAUCAACGUGAAAACAUACCAAGGAUAUCCAACAUUGAGAGUGGAGCUAUUUGGAUGCUCUGAUGGUAUGUGGAGUUUUCGUUUUGUAUGAAAUGACCAUACAAAGGUCACUUCGGCUGUAAUUUGUUUGAAUUUGACUUUGAUUACUAUGUUUGGCUACUUGAAAUUUCAUAGGAUUUGCUACCCCUAAACCACCUCAGUGUAUGGAAGCCCUGGGAAUGCAAUCCGGUGACAUACCUGACUCAGCCAUCACUGCCUCAAGCUCUGCUAAUGCCGUCAGUUAUGCUCCUUCAGUUGGCAGACUUCACUUUCUAUCUGCUGGUAGCGGUAGAUAUGGGAGCUGGGCAGCAGGAGCCAACAAUGCGCAGCAGUGGUUUCAAGUCGAUUUUGGAAGCUGGACUAAAGUCACAGCAGUAGCGACACAGGGAAGGCAAGAUUCUAAUCAAUGGGUAAAAACUUUUAGUAUGUCAUACAGCUAUGAUGGCGUUUUUUACAAGAUUGUGAACAACCAGCAUGGUUUGAAAAAGGUAAGAGGUAUGAAGAAAAUCUUGGCACCCUCCUGCGCUCCCUCCGUGCCCGAUCAUCCGUCAGUUGACAAACAAUUGGCACAAAGAAAAUCUCCCCUUUAAUUUUUACGUUUUUCUUUCGGCUGCUUUAUUUUGCUGAUUGAGCGGUAGGAUUUCUCAGCAGCAGUUUUGUGAGUGAAAAUUAAAACAACUUUUUGCAUACUUAAUUAAAGUUCUUGUAGCAGAACAUAUUUAUAUCGAAAAAGAAGCCAAAACUGUGUCAUUUGAUAGUGUAAAAAUAUUUAUGUUUUAUACUGAAAGACUGUUUGAUUCCUUUUACGUCAUUUAAUUAAAAAAGGGAGGUGUUGCAUCGACUUUGCCAAUGGAAUUUAUCUUCAAAAUGUCUUAAAGAAUUAAUUCCAGCCGUUUUAGGGGCGGAUCCAGGAAUUUUAUUUUUGGGGGUGGACCAAACUUUGGUUCAGAAGGGACUGUUGAACUUUUUUGUGGCAUAUUACCUCUCACAGAACCGACCACGUGUUUCUCAAUCUGUGAGGGCCGGUCGCCGUUGGCGAGGGAAAUACUGCCUUGCGAGCAGAGGCAAACAGAUCGUAGGAGGGUACCGAAAAACAAUUACAGUUUUGCGUAUCCCUGGAAUUUAGUUUAGUGGCAAAAUGCAACGCCCGUUUCAUUAAAAAGAAAAGCCAGUUAAAAAGUGCUAUACUAUCCUGUCGAUGUACGAAUUUCAGUCUCAAACAAGUGUUAGGUCUGAUUGGAGUUUCCGGACGCUUAGACCCUCCCCCUAUAUCAGGCUCUGCAAUUUUAGUUAAGAAGUAUUUCGCGAUCAACUUUGCUCAAACCGUCGUGCUGAAAUGUGGAGGAAGCUAACACCAAUGCUAUUCAUUCCAACAAUUAUGUCUCGAUCGUGAAGAUUCUAAUCUCGUUUCUUCUGAAUCUUUCGUCAGGUGUUUACUGCAAACUCUGAUCGGUACACAGUAGUAAAGAAUGGGUUGGAGAAACCACUUAUAACGCGGUACAGUCGGAUUCAUCCCGAGUCUUGGUAUGGGCACAUUUCUAUGAGGACGGAAUUCUUUGGAUGCAGGAAAGGUAAUGAGAUUUACAAUUUGCUAUCAGAUGAGAUUACUCAGGGCACUCACUCUCCGUUAGUCAAAACAGACCGGCCAGGCUAUUUUCGUGGUAAUGAGGUUUUCAGUUUUAAUCAAAACUAACCCACCAGAAAAGUCGAGUAUUCUUAAAAGGAGAUGGUUUUCAGCAAAAAUUCUCGUUAAGUCAGUUUCAUUUGCAAAAGAAUGGUCCGGCCUGCCAGUUCUGACGUUUGGAAAGCGCCUUCGGUUAAUUCAGUGCUUAACUUCCAAUAUUUAUUUAGAAAAAUACAAAAAGCAAAUAAAAAAUAACGUUUCUUUCUUUCUUUCCUUUUUACUUAAGGAUUUGAACCCCCUAAAAUAUUAUGUGCAUCUGCUUUGGGAAUGGAAAACGGGAAGAUACCAGACACGGCCAUUGUAGCAUCGUCCAGAUACAACCAAUACUGGGGACCGGAGCGUGGCAGGCUAAACGAGAAAAAGGAUGGUAAUCACUUUUAAGCGUUUAAUCACCCAAUAAAAGGUGUUUAAAAUCAACUGCUAAAGGUUUUGGAAACUUGCUAUUUAGCCUAAAGCGUUUGAAGUGUGUGGAGUGCAUCCGAGAAACCAGUCGCCCUUCCAUGACACAGAUUACAACCAGCAAAAUGUUGGUCUCGACUGAUUCUAAAACUUUUCAUAUUCCCUAUUUGAAACGUCAAGGGUUAUCGAAACGUGAAUUGCUUCAGGAUUUUUUUGUCACUGAUCUUGACUUGUCGUUAUUAAAAACAGCAGCAAAAACAACCUUUUCUUGAGCUGUGCAUAUCUUUGUGCGAAAAAUAUUUAAAGAUUGGUAGUAAAAUCUUGUUCAUCCGCACUGAAAACUGCGAAUAAACGUUUUUCAGGAGGUUUUAAUGGUGGAUGGAUUUCUCAUUAUGGAGACACUUAAAUAAAUAAAUAAAUAAAUAAAUAAAUGAAAUAAUUCUCUCAGACGACAGUGCCCUACUCGCAGGUGGUGUAAACUAUUUUGUGUAUUUCGUCUAAUAUACCUUUUCAGGCAGUUUCAAUGGUGGAUGGGUUUCCCAAUAUGGAGGCGCUGAUCAGUUCCUGCAGAUUGACUUGAGUAAUGUUACCAAGGUAACAAGGAUCGCCACGCAAGGAAGGUAUGACGCAGGCUGGUGGACAAAGACUUACACUCUUUCAUACAGUAAUGAUGGAGCAGCGUUCACAGCGUACAAGAAUGGCGAGGUAACCCUGGAAUACAGUGACCCCCGACCUUACAAUAUUAUAUAGAUCUUUAAAUUAGGACGAAAGAAGUUCAUAUUUAAUUUUAUAUAAUUUAAUCUGUUAUGUUGACAUUUUGAAGGUCUUCCAAGGCAAUACAGAUUAUAGAACUGCAGUGGGUCACAUUCUAGAGCCUGCCAUUAUAGCUCGAUUUAUCAAAAUCAACGUGAAAACAUACCAAGGAUAUCCAACAUUGAGAGUGGAGCUAUUUGGAUGCUCUGAUGGUAUGUGGAGUUUUCGUUUUGUAUGAAAUGACCAUACAAAGGUCACUUAUCUGUAAUUUGUUUGAAUUUGACUUUGAUUACUAUGUUUGGCUGCUUGAAAUCUCAUAGGAUUUGCUACCCCUAUACCACCUCAGUGUAUGGAAGCCCUGGGAAUGAAAUCCGGUGACAUACCUGACUCAGCCAUCACUGCCUCAAGCUCUGCUAAUGCCGUCAGUUAUGCUCCUUCAGUUGGCAGACUUCACUUUCUAUCUGCUGGUAGCGGUAGAUAUGGGAGCUGGGCAGCAGGAGCCAACAAUGCGCAACAGUGGUUUCAAGUCAAUUUUGGAAGCUGGACAAAAGUCACAGCCAUAAGGACACAGGGACGGCAAGAUUCGAGUCAAUGGGUCAAAACCUACAGUAUCUCGUACAGCUAUGAUAGCGUAUUUCAUAAGACUGUAUACAAUGAAUAUGGUUCAAAAAAGGUAAGGAAUUGCUACAGGAAAAGCAUGGGUAAAGUACCCUACCGGCCAUCGUUCUUAUUAUAGAGAAAAACUAUAAUUUGUUUUUGGAGUGUCAAAAUACUUUUGGAGUACAGAUUAAUAAAGUUAUGCUCUUUUUACCGUAUUCCUUGGGAUAUUUCAAUCAUUUUUUAUUAUAUUACUGUUUGGCAGCUGAUUAACAUACAGAGAGUGAAUUGAGCAGUCUUCAAAAAGAGCAAUGCGAGUAAGGGAUGUCUUACGUUAUCUAACGUGGUCCUCUGUGUCAAUGAUAAUUUGAAACUUUGACCGUUUAGUAGUGUUGAGAAAAACUUUGUAUAACGCAAGUAAAAAAGGUCACUAUUGUAGAAGUCGGACAAUUUUUCUUACUGCCUGCGCAAAAUCUUUGAUGUAACGGACUUCCCAAUAUUAGUUUACGCUACAAAUUAAGACGCCCUUACAGGAACAAUAAUUUUUUUCAAGCAGGACGGCAAACCUGCUUUACAAUUCAAGCAGGUGCAAGUGUAUUUUAUAAUCUUUCAAGUUUUUUCUACAACUUUCAGGGCCAGUUAGUUGUUGAGUUUGAUUUUAUAACUGGGAGUCGCUUGAUGCGUGAAAUCUUUGUGUAGGUUUUUUUUUAUGACAUUAGCCUUAUCGUUUCAGAUAUUCACUGCCAACUACGACCGUUACACCGUAGUAGAGAACAUGCUAGAUAAACCAAUUGUCACCAGGUACUUAAGGAUCCAUCCAGAGUCAUGGCAAAGUCACAUCUCAAUGAGAACGGAGUUUUUGGGCUGCAAGAAAGGUAUAUACCUUGUACUUAACACAGAUACUGUGAUGAUAUCCAAGUGAUGAGACCUACUUUAUAAACGAAUGGGUUUAUCUCUUUAAUGAAAGUCUACAGGGGCUUAUAUUUCUGCAUUUUAUAAAGCUAGUUCAGUAAACGUUGUCGAAGUUCAAAACUUAAUUAAAAAGCCGAAUUCACAAGGCCGCAAGGUCAUGUGGGUAUACCACUGAAUCCUUUGCAAUUCGAUCUGUCUUAACGUCGAGCUUAUCAGAGCCAUAAAAUUGUAUAAAAAUUGAUGAAACGUUUAACUUUGUGUUUUUAUGACGGACGAGUUGCUUCAUAGUUGAGUUUAGUUUAUGAGAUUACCCAUAUUGCUAUGCUGUCUCAUCUCGCAUGCUUCCUGAUAUUGUUCAUUGAAUUAGUGAUUUUUUCGGUGGAUAGCGCCAUCCAGCUUUGAACAACUGAAGCCUAAUUAAAUCGCAAGCGUUUUACGAUGUAGGUGAUUCUUUGCGAUCGUCUACAAGGUUUUCUCAAUUAAUAACAGGCUUUCUAUUGAAACUUUACCAUCGUUGUUACCAUAACAGGGUUUGCUCCGCCGAAAAUCGUUUGCGCGGAUGCUCUUGGAAUGGAAAGUGGAGAAAUUCCUCGUUCCGCCCUUAAAUCGUCGUCAGAUUAUAACCAGUAUUUUACAGCUGAAAGAAGCAGGUUAAACGAGAAAAAAGAUGGAAGUUAUUACGGUGGCUGGGCUUCCAAACACGCCGAUGUUGGACAAUGGCUACAGAUUGACUUGGGGAAAACAGCUAAGAUCACCAGGAUCGCUACUCAGGGGCGAUACGAUGCAAACUGGUGGGUUACAAAGUAUAGACUGACAUACAGCGACGGUGGGAUAUUCAAGUCGUAUAAAAAUGGACAGGUGAGUAUUUAACAGCAUCAAAAAAAUCAUUGCAUCAUCAUCAUCAUCAAUGCAGUCAGCAUGGAUUCGAAAAAAACUGUUUUAGGGUUCAGCAUAGUUUGAUGAGUCUUCCCCACUUACGUAUGUUGUUGGCGCUCUCCUGCUAACGGUUCAGCUCGAUAUCUCUCCAUUUCAUGCUUCUCUUAGCAACAUCCUUGAACCUUAACGUAGGCCCUCCUUGAUUAUGCAUUCCCAAACAGAGCUGAUAAUUUAAUAGCUGCUUUGAUAGAAUGCAUUUGAUGAGUGAACAAUCCAUCACUUGGCAAAGACUGUUUCGCCAUGAUAGGAAGAGCUGACAUGACAGGAUCAAAAAUUAACGCCGCUAUGGUGCUUUGCUGCCACAAAACAGAAAUUAUUUUUGUUUUUUCUUUAUCUUUAUAGCAUAUUACCACAUAAACUACAUAUAAAAUGAAUAUCUGCCAUAAAAGCAUUUUUAUUCAGCAUUUUGAUCAUUCAUUUGAUAUGCAUACCCUUUUAAGGGCAUUUUGAGACUCUUAUAUCGUUGGCUAUAGAGUAUGCUAUUGUAGCUUUUCUUCAAACAACCCCAUACAAAGAUUCUACAGCUAUUUCUGCUCUGCAUACCUGGAAAACCCCUGGAUUGUAAUUGUAGACUCGUUGAAAGAAAAUUUAAAGAAGAUUAGGAUAUACAAGAUAAGAGACAACAAAAGUGGAAUUUUUUACAAAAAUGUACAUUUCCGCACUUUGUGUGAAAAAUAGUAAAAAUCGUUUUCUUUCCUUGCAACAGAUAGACAAACCAGUAUUUUUAAAUAUAAUACCAAUAUUACUACUGCACCACACGUACCGUUACCUUACGCAUGCGCACAACCAUAUCACCCCGGCAGUGGUAGCCAUGGAUGGUUCGUGUGCUUCAGAGCUAAUAUUGGAGUAAUUUUUGAAUAUGAAGCUUGUCGAUUAAGGUGUACCCAACAACUAGUUAAUAACGUUUUUGGUAUCUUUGCUAAGGAAAUCACUGGAAACAGGGAUCGAAACACCCCCCAUGGCCAUGUUUUGGACCAACCAAUCAUAGCACGGUAUAUCCGCAUCCAUCCAGUUGCUUGGUAUGGGUACAUCUGUAUGAGAGUAGAGCUGUUUGGCUGCAGGAAAGGUAUAUUUAUUAUUGCCGGUUUUAUGAUUAAGUUCAUGUCAAGGCGGCAAUAUAUAUCUUAUUCACGUUAACUCUGUUAUGAUGAAGCAAUCAUAGACUAAUCUUUAACUGGCUUAUACAUAUGUUGUCACUCUAGAUACUGCAAAUAGGGUCCUAGGGCCCGCAAAUCGAUAUUAACAUUUAACAUUAAGGCCCUGUUUACUAGGAGGAAGGAUAACCCUAGUAAGAGGGUUACCCUGCCUACCUUGUUAACGCUCUGAUAGGGAUAACUCGCCUACCCGGGACAACUUUCCUCCGUCAUGCGUGACCAGAUAUCUUGACAAUUUGAACGGAGUUAUCUAAUUUCUAAGCUAAAUCAUAAACAUUUCAACAAUAAUUUAUAAGGGAAUUUCUAUACGCGAUGAUGAUAUUUUUCCGUUUUGUCGCAAAUUUAAGGUGUUUUCCACUGAGAACUUCAAGUUUUCUCUCAAAUCUUAGACGUUACAAAUAAUGUUUAUUUUAGUCUUAUGUGGUCAUGCGUGACGAAACACGUCAGUAAAGCUCGUUAAGUUGACCCUGGUGAUGAGGUAACCCUACCUGUGAAGGUUUAGUCGUCAACCGGGGCUAUCUUUAGCCCGAUCACUGGGGUAACCCCAGCACAAAGGAAACAUUUUCUCCUUGGAAACAGGCCCUAACUCUGUAAACUGAAGUUUGUAUUAGGCGUAAGAGAAAAUGAAAACAUUUUUCGUCGUGGCAAAGAAGGCUCCCUGUUUUGAGUGAGUAGCAAAAAGGACAGGUGAAACUUUGACACACUCAAUUUCAGAACUUAUAUCAAUGAUUUUCUACCAAUGUCUGUUUAAUUUUCGUUAAUAUUGAUCAAAAAAUAUUUAUUAGCCGACGUCAGUCCGUUAAGAAAUUUUCCCAAUUCUAGAAGUCGAUGGGCUAUUCUUAUCGAACUAUGUUGUUUCAUUUACUCUUAUCUAUUCCUGGCCCUCAUGAGCCAUGGCCUCUUAUGCCUGCUCUUUUUUUUUCUUUUCGGUCAUUCCGAUACAUUGUUGUUUUGAUGUUCUGGGCACAUACCUAGCAUUAGUGAAAAGCCAACAUUUUGCGACGAGAACACUGAUUUCUCCCAAAAAUGACUCCUGAAGAACAAGCGCAGAAAUUCCAUACGAUGACGUGUCACUAAUACCUGGGUACUGCUUCUGAUUGGUUGAAGCAAAUUUCCCUUGUGUCACGACCAAUCAGAGUUACUUCCUAGAUCUGAGUAGUGGCGCGCCAUCAGUACGUAUGGUAUUUUUGCGUUCGCUCCUCAGACGCCUAUUCGCUGGGAAAGUAGAGUUGAACUCUCUAAAUGUCGGCUGUUUUCUCACGCUAGAACAGCCCAGUAUGCAUUGUACACUUAAUGCCAGGUCCCGAAGGAAACAGUUAGUGUUGUUUUCCCGAGGGUCUUUAAGUUACCCGAGACGAAGUAUUUUGAUAUAUUCCUAGACUUUCACUUCAACAGCGACAAAGAAUUUUAAUUCUUGGUCUGAUUCGAUGAGUUCUUAAAAGAACUAAUCUAUUUUUUUUUUAGUUCUUAAAAGAAUUAAUUGAAUCAGUUUCGGUACUUAUACCUUUUUUUCCUCCACUAGCUGCUACAUCUUUUCUUAGAUAGCUUAGAAAAUCGCUACUCUGUUUAGCUUAGACCUCCAUGUUUGUGUGCCUUCCUCCCUUAACCCAACAUUUUCCUUGGGUUAUGGGAGUGGUAGCAGCAUUUUCUCCUGGUCCAGAAGCCAUUGAUCCACGAUCCUGGGCCCUUGACUGAUCCCUCAUUUCACUGUUUUUGACAGGUUUUACCCCUGGGGAAGUGGAAAAGUGUAAGCGAAUUCUGGGAAUGCAAAACUAUCAAAUCCCUGACUCGGCCAUUAGGGCGUCCACAUCGUACAAUGUGAAAUCAAUGGGACCUGAAAAUGGAAGGCUGCACUUCCAGUCCAAAAGUGGCAAGUAUGGCGCCUGGGCUGUGUCUAGGAAUGAUAAGUUCCAGUGGUUUCAAGUUGACUUUGGAAGUUACGCAAAAAUCACAGGGUUAUCAACUCAGGGAAGACAGGAUGGUUCUUGGUGGGUGAAGACUUACAGUCUUUCAUUCAGUCAUGAAGGUGUUUUCUUUGAAGACUACAAGGAAAAUAAUGCAACGAAGGUAAAAUAAAUGUACAAGUUGUCGACAAGUGUAAAAUAUGCAAAAGCUUAGUGGUUGUUCCUGCAAAUUGUAAAGGUCAUAACACUUUUUUUUUCACAUAUUUGUCGUCACUGACAGAUCUGAUAGUCUCGGUGUUAUCGUCUCACUCUGAUGGAGAACCUAUGUUUCGAUCACGAACGGAUAUAUAUGCUGCAGAACGUAGGAUCUAUAGAAAACCUGAUCACCAAAAAUAAACCAAGUAAACACAAUGGUUGCAGCUCUUUAUGCCUACAACCCUUCUCUGUUUAGAUUCAGUCGGUGUCGUACUUUUGUCUUUCAGGCUUUACUUUUUCUUAGUACGAACUGCUUUGCAGAUUUCAAUGUGUUUAAGUAGUAGAACUAGUUAUUUUAAAUGUCUCACAGAUUAUGUAUCAACGUUUAAAAAACGGUCCUAUUUAAUUUCAAAUUUGUAGAUAACUUUGUUUUUCCUUUCUAGGUUUUUGUUGGCAAUACUGAUAGGUAUACCGUCGUGAGCCAUGAUCUCAAGAAUCCCAUUAUCACAAAAUUUAUCAGAAUAAUUCCUAUUUCCUGGCAAGGCUAUAUAUCUUUGAGAGCUGAAUUCUAUGGUUGCAGGGAAGGUAAGUGUUAUUAUCAAUUAAGAAAUGUCUUGUUUCGACGCCAGGAUUCGAACCCGGGCCACAUUGGUAGGAGACGACUGCCUCCACCACUGCGUCACCCUUGCUUCCCCAAUAACCCUUCUUCCCUCAACAAUCAACAUUUUCCCUCUUUUUUCUUAAACAUUACCAUGGACGUUAAUGUGUUUGUUUCAGUGCGAUAAAAAGGACUACUAUACCUGACCUAUACUACUGAUGCAUUUGGAAUUGAACUGACUGAUCAGUCUAGGCAAUAUUAAAAGGCUUAACUCGUAAAAAGAUGGAUUUUGUUUUGCCUAGGGUUCGAUCCUCCAAAGGUCGUUUGUGUAACUCCUCUCGGAUUAGAAAAUGGUCAGAUUCCGGACAGUGCAAUGGUGGCAUCUUCGCAGUAUAAUCAGUAUUACGGACCGGAACGGGCAAGACUGCGUAAAUUGACUCAAGGAAGUUACGUCGGUGGAUGGUCUCCAAAGUCCUCAAAUGAAGGAGAGUGGAUACAGUUUGACUUGGGAAAGAACACCAAAGUGACCAGGAUGGCCAUUCAGGGAAGAGAAAACGCAAACUGGUGGACCACCAGCUACUCGCUGUCCUACAGGGUUGAUGGUGGCAGUUAUGAAAUUUACAAUAACGGCCAAGUAAAGUAUAUGAGACAUUUGAAUAAUACAAUACGUUUUCGAAUCUUUAUAAUAUGUCGAUAGUUAUGUAUAGGCGACGCUUAAUCAGGCUUUGGCCUGCAGGGCUAUGCGGUCACGUUAGGGUUGAAACAGAUCCUUUAAAUUUUCAGUGUAAAUAAAGCGAGUUAUUCAAUCUUCUCGAGCAGGUAUUUCCUGGCAACAGAGACAGAAAUACGCCCGUGGGUAAUGUCAUGAACCCACCCAUCAUCGCCCGCUAUAUCAAAUUUCACCCCAAGACAUGGAAUGGUUUCAUUUCUUUGCGGGUUGAACUCUAUGGAUGCAGAGAAGGUUAGUACAUUCUUAAAAGACCUAUCCAUCUAGGGAAAGAAAAUUAGUUUCAAAGGGGCGCUUGAAGCAGCAGCUCUCAAGAACUUAACUAAGACGGACGCUGCUGGUCACUGAAUAGUACCAAUGGUAAGUUCCAAUGGCGAAUCAAAGGGAAAAAAAUGAAGAACAGCACAAAUCAGCCAUAGAUGUCCAUUAAUUAAGAGAGAGAAUGUGAAAGCGCCAAAACUAAUCGAUGAGAUAGCCAAAAAAUGAACUAAAAGACUGAAGUUCUAUAGCUCCCUGAGAGGCCGUUAUUUUUGAAUAAACCUCAUAGGAACCCUUGACUCUCCUUUUUUUUCCUUUUUAAGUGUAAAUUACUCAGUGUAGUUUUUAAGGAGCUAUGUUAUGGCUGUAUAGUUCUUUUUUUUUUUCAAUUAUGCUAAUUACACGUCCUUAUUCCUUAUGGAACUUGUGAAAUUACUAAGCUUUUGAACGACAGCAUCAGAGGUUAAGUAAAAGAAAUUUGUCUCCCAAGCAUUAUAUCAAACGUUGCAAACAAUAAAAGUGAACUGUGAAAAACUGUUAGCCUAGAAAGUUUUCAAAAACCACAAUUGCAAGAUCCGUUUCAAUCUUCUUCAAUUUUGUCCAUCCGUGUCUCCUUCAGUUGCAUUUGCUUUGUUGUUUGUACCUUCUUUUCCUGUUUUUGUCAAUCAUUUUGAUGUUGCACUCAGUCUGGUGGUAGUUUUCACCGUUUAAGUUUGGAUAAACUUCUUGACACAGCUCCUUUAAUAUUCACUUCUACAGGAUUUUUUUUCUGUUUUACCUAUUACGUUUAAAUUCCUUGGAAAUCUUCCUUAGUUUGGUAAACGUCUUUAUCACAGGGUUCACUACACCAAAGCCGCCUACCUGUGCAGCUCCAUUGGGCAUGCAGAACAACCAGAUACCAGACUCCGCUCUCAGAGCUUCUACCUCAUACAAUGCCAACUCAAUGGGACCAGCAAACGGGCGACUGCAUUUCAUGGCAGGAUCUGGUAAAUAUGGAUCUUGGGCAACAUCCACCAAUAAUCAGUUCCAGUACUUUGAGGUAAACUUCGGCGACUGGACUCGGGUUACGAAGAUCGCGACUCAAGGGAGGCAAGAUGGAGGGUGGUGGACAAAGAGCUACAGUCUUGCUUACAGUUAUGAAGGGGUUUUCUUUGUAGACUAUAAAGAAGAUGGUAAAGUCAAGGUAUGCUAAGAAUUGCGGUUCGUCAGAAUGAAGAGUUUUGUUCAGUCGAUUACGGCAAAAUGCAAAACACAUUUUUGCACAUUUUUUUUACUGGAAAGAGUAAACCGGUUUAAAACACGCACGAGAGCGACUGUUUAAAAUUCAAUUUUUGUUCAUUUUAUGACUAGCUUAUCUAUAUUUCUAGUUGAUCUUGCAAAAGUUUUAUUGCCAAAUGGUAGGUGGCCACUACCCCCUCCCAUUAAUUAUAACUUGAUUGUUUGCUAUGGGUCGAUCAAGGCUGAAAAUUCGCCGUUUUUUUUUUUUUUGUCGUGUCUGUGCAGGUGUUUACAGGAAAUAACGAUAUGUACACAGUGGUACGGCACUCCUUGAAGUAUCCGAUCAUAACACGGUAUCUUCGAAUCAAGCCCAAAGCGUGGAACGGCUACAUAGCAUUACGAGCCGAGUUCUAUGGCUGCAGACAAGGUGAAGUCAGUUUUGAUUUUCCAUUUCCAUUAAUCAUGUUCAGCAAGAAACCUUUUUUUGCAUAAUAGUUAUAUUUGUAGUCACAGUCAUCAUCAUCAUCAUCAUCAUCAUCACUGACGUUUCGUAGCACAUACUGGCAGUCAAUGAGUAAAAAGACUGGCAAUUAUAUUUACAGACCUUAAGCAAAACGUCUACAGUCUGAAGUUUGCAUGUUUUUAUUAAUAGGUUUUACACCUCCGGAAAUUAAAUGCAGAAAUCCCUUGGGCAUCGAAAGCGGAAAAAUCCCAAGUACCGCUAUCGUAGCAUCAACGAUGUACAACCAGUACUAUGGACCUGACCGUUCCAGGCUUCGCACGGUACGAGAAGGAAGCUAUGGUGGAGGCUGGGCUGCUCAAUAUAAUGACGCAAAUCAAUUUCUACAGUUUGAUCUGGGUAAGGUUGCUAUGGUGACGGCCGUCGCUACCCAAGGUCGAUCGGACGCUCAUUGGAUGGUUACGAGCUACACUUUGGCGUAUAGUUUAGACGCUGGUUCGUUUACACCUUAUGGAUAUGGAGACGGACAGGUUAAAACACUUUUUCUCCAUGCUCUUAUAUAUUUAAGUGAUAAGAAACAGACUGCGGUGGUGCUUUAACGUCAAAGCACAAAUUACGCAAUAACCAACUCUUUAAUUCUUAAGCUAAAUGUUUGAUUGCAAAAUGUUGAAGUGUAGAUUAAAAAGAGUUUUUAAACUUCCUUGAUAUGUACACUAGUUUGUAAGCGGGCAAUAUGUGCUCGUGAUUGAGGAGUUUGCGAUUGAUCGUAAAAAAUAGGGAACUGAAGAAGCGUUGGUUUCAAAACACUGUUCCGGAAGAUUUCCGAGCAAUGUUAAAGCUGUGUUCUGUAUAAUCGCUAAGAGUCCAAGUUUGUUGAGUGUUAUGUAGUGAUCACAUGCAAACGACACUAAACCUGAAAUCAUCGUGCGCGUUCGUUGUUAUUCAUGUGAUCACGUGAGUAGUUUCCAGGGUCCUUGCAGUGAUAACUAUUCCACAAUGCAUUUGGACGUUUAACUCAAAAGGGAUAAACUGGUAGCAAUAUGAUUGCCAUUUUACAUAGCAUUUAACUCUUUCCUUUUCUGUUUCAACAGAAACACAACACUUAUUAUUACGUAUAUAUUAUUAAUCGUGAAUUAUGCAAAUCCAAGUUAAUAUGAGCGUCGAACACAUGUAUUUCCACCAGAGACCUUGAAGAAGCUGUCUAAUAUUAGUUUAGAUAUUUCAAGUCAACUUUUGGCCAUACGGGAUUGUCUUCUAUGUUUGCUAGUCUAGUUAUUUCUUUAAAAAUGACUUGAAACACAAGCGUGAAUUGGCCUUCAAUUUUGCCUAUCAAAAAUCUUACAUUUUAACAAGAGCCAUAAUGGGAGGGCGGCUCUUGAUUUUAUUAUCUUAUGUGUUGGCAAAGCAUAUGACAUAAACGGAGUAAAAUACAAAACUACGGUCUGUUACCGAUUUGGAGUAGCUCGUCUCUGAUCUGCGUUGAAUCAAUAUUCAUUAUAUAUACAAGAAGAUAACCUUUCUUGACUUUCCCUUAUUAGGUAUUUACAGGCAACGUGCUGGGCAGCAAUGACCCAGUUGGAAAUAUUAUCAAUCCAGCAAUCAUUGCACGAUUUCUACAAAUCCGCGUCAAAACAUGGAGGGGUCAUAUAGCUAUGCGAGCAGAAUUUUACGGAUGCACUGAGGGUAGGACUUCCUCUUGUAGAUUUAAUUACAGAUUUUAUGAACAGCCCACGUUCGAUAUAUUAACAUUUGUAACACGACUGUGAGGCUUAAGGGACAAAAUUGCAAAUUUUUCACGAAUCCAUUGUCUUGCAAUUGCCAAACGAAACUCAAGCACAAAGAAAAUCAAUUUUCUGAUCAGCAUCCCGAAGGCAACCUUUCUGACUGAACCACCAUUAUUUUUCUUAUAAAGGCUGACGUUCACUGUCUUUCACCGCCUUUGGUCAACGGCAUUAUUUUUCAUUCCGUGAAGUUGGAUUAUAAAAGUAACGAGUGUCACUACCUCUUAAAGUGUCUCAUACUGUCAAUGUCAACAAACGUUGUUACUCCUUCAUUUUAUGAGAAAAGGGUUUUUUUUAAAGUCACUGACACAGGCCGCUCGGAAGAAAAUACCCGAGUACUCCUAACGGGAGUCCAACCUAUGACCCACUGGUUAUUAGCCCAAAUGUUCUACACCACUGAGCCACUGGAGACUCGUGGAAGCUAAGGCCGCUAAACUAGGUUUAUUUUAGUAAGACUGGCUGUGAAAUUGGUGAUUACCUUGUUUUUCUUUUGAACUUCUGGUUACUAGUCCAGAUUUUCUACCACUGAGCCACAGGAGACUCCUGGAAGCUAAGGCCACUAAACUAGCUUUAUUUUAGUAGGAACUGUGAAAUUGCUGAUUACCAAGUUUUUCUUUUACAUUUAGGCAAUUUCACAAAGCCAAAGCCACCAAUCUGUUUAGAAGCCCUAGGGAUGCAGAAUGGAAAGAUUGAAGACUCUGCAGUAUCAGCCUCGACCGAGUACGGAACUGCCUAUAAGGCGAUAAAUGGAAGGUUGCACUUCGUGUACAGAUCCGGGAGAAUAGGCGCCUGGGCAGCAAAAACGAAUGACGCGUAUCAGUUUCUUCAAGUGAACUUUGGCGAUUGGACAAAAGUGACGCGUGUGGCUAUUCAAGGACGAUCAGAUUACAAUCAGUGGGUGAAAAAUUUCACCCUUUCAUACGGCUAUGAUCAUAUCUUUUUUACAGAUUACAAAGAAGAUGGAAUCAAAAAAGUAAGCGGUAGACAAGAAAAUUGCUUUAGAAAGGAAAACAAAUUAAUUUGCAUUAUCAAGCUUCAGUGUUGUAAUAAUGAAAUUCACUAUGUUUCUUUAUUAUUAACUCCAUGAAAUAAAGAUCUUUUUUGUAGGACAAAAAACAUUAAAUGCAUGCUGUAAAUAAUUGUGCUAUAACGGCAAAAUGUGUCAGAAUACGCCUUAUUUUCCUGUUGCAUUAAAGAUCCAGACAAGAAGUGUGCGUUUUACUUACUAUUUAAAAUUUAAGCGAAUUUAAUUCGUCAGCGAAAUGCAUCUCUUAGAGGAGAAUGCCGGUGAAAUUGCUUUUAAAAGUAACGUGGUUUUCUUUUUUGUUAGUAUUUCUCAGGAAAUAAUGAUAGAUACACACCAGUGAGUCACGAUUUAAAAGAUCCCAUCAUCACGCGCUACAUUCGUAUCCACCCAGUGGCAUGGUAUGGACAUAUUUCUAUGAGAGCCGAGUUUUAUGGAUGCAAAGAUGGUAAGAAACUUUCCAAAACAAAGUCAGGUCAAGUUCAAAUUUCAACGUAAAUCGUUGUGUAGUGAUUUUUGUCUUUAAGUUAGGGCGUUUCAUUGUUUGAGGUCACUACUUUUUCUGCUACUUAAUAGGGACCGCCAGAAGAGUUCAUCCCGAACGGUGACUGGUAAAAUGGGUUCUUUGUCUAAAUGGCGUUUCCGUUGCUCAGAGGGCCACGUUCUGGCUUAAUGUCAGAUUUCUAUAAACAAAGACGAUGGCACCUCAUAAUAGUCAUUGAUUACUUCUAGUUCAUAAAUAUAAAAGUCAAUAUUCUAUCGCUUGAGGGCUGUUCUCACUGGGCCUUGUUAAACUGACGUUUUCUCCCGUGACCAUUUUGUACUGUCAGGGUUUUCGACACCUUGUUGGUGUUGUCUUUGACCAAGAUUCUCAGAAUGCAAGGAAGGUAGCACUGACUGAAAAAUCACCGGCAAGUUUUACGAAAGUUGAGGUUUCUCCCGUUUUAGCUGGCCUAAUUAGUAACCUUAUAAAUCUAAUGAAUGCCACUAACCUCACAAAACAGAAUUUUUUAAUUGGUUUUCACUUGAGCCAAACGUAUCACGGGACCUGGGGUAUAACACUGAGACAAAUACUACUUCGGGACUUUUGGCUGUGCAUUUUUUUUUUUAUUGGAAGAGCAGAUUACAAAUAUUAUCAGAAAAAAAAAUAUCAUAUUCCCCUUAUGUGACCUGUAUAACCACACCACCGAGCACCAAGCCUCCUCCUCUUUUCGAACAGCAGUGUGGAAUUUUCUAGAACUUCUUGUUCGAAUUGGCAAGUAAGGAUAAUGACGGAGACGAAACUGAAGGAUCAUUAUAAUAACGCGUUUUAAAUGAUUGAAAUAAUUUUUGCAGUGAACUUUUAACCCUUUCAACUUUAGGAUUUCAGCCACCAAAACUUGACUGUCAGUCGGCACUUGGCAUGAAAAGUGGACAAAUACCCAACAGUGCAAUAACUGCAACUAGCAGCCUCAAUCAGUAUUUUGGUCCGGAACGUGCCAGACUCGAGACAGUGAAAUCAGGAAGCUAUGCUGGAGCAUGGAUUCCAAAAGCAAACGACCAGGGGCAAUGGAUUCAAGUUGAUCUCGGUAAAAUUACAAAGAUAACUCGAAUUGGUAUUCAGGGCAGACAAGAUGCAAGUCAGUGGGUCAAAAGCUACUCACUUACCUACAGCGUUGAAGGAGGUCCAUUCCUGCCUUAUAGUGGCGGCCAUGUAAGUACCAUAUAUCUAACGCACGAUGUACUGCUUUCUGUUUGGUUUCCUAAACUUAAAAAUACCAUCGUAUUGAGCAGAUAUGUAAGCAGGGAUGGCACAGCGUUGAACGCACUUGCCUCUCGCCAAAUUAAAAUGACUCGGGUUGUCGAGUCCUCGUUCAAGUUUUGCUGAUGGUUCUUCAGUCUCCGCUGUGAGAGAUUGUUCCCCGGGAUCUGCGGUUUUCCCCCGCCUCUAAAACCAACAUUCCAAGUUCCAUUCGAUCUGGAAAUUGUCCCAAGUUUCUUGGGGACACUAAGAAGGCGACGUGCUCAUCAGUUCUUGGUACUAAACAACUGUCAAGUGUCAUCCACCAAAUAACGUUUAGUUUGAUUUGUUAGUUCAUUUCCUUUUAUUGCUAGUUGUAAAAUGUUUGUCAUUCAUUUGAGACCAAUCUUAGCGUGCACUGCAGCCGGUGUAGUCACUCAAAACCUGGGUAUAAUAUGGACUUCAUCAACUUUACUGGUUGAUUGCUGUCUGUGACGGAUGUCAGUGGCAUGUAGGCUUAAAAAUCUUCUUUUUCCCGGAAGAAAACUUAUACAUACAUGUAACUUAGCAUCUCACGUUGCUUUUAUUCUGCGGCAGGUUCUUCAUGGAAAUAAGGACAGGAACACAAUCGUUGGAAGUAUCCUCAAUCCGUCUAUCAUCGCACGUUACUUGCGGAUCCACCCAAGAGAAUAUUAUGGUUAUAUGGCUCUACGAUUUGAGCUUUUUGGGUGCACCAGUGGUUAGUAUCUAGUCAUUAUAACUCUUUUCAAUCAAGAAAACAUGAAAAUUGACCUUAUAAACAUGAUAUCUAUUGCACCUUAUCUGUUGGUUGCGACACCAUUCUCACGAAAUAUGAUUAACACUAGUUUGCUAUCAUUUUAAAUGGUAAUGCAACACAAUGCACCGCUGAACACGUUUUAUUAUUGUUAUUAUUAUUAUUACUAUUUAUCUCAUGUUCUAGAACGUUUGAGGUAAUUUAAUUGAAACUUCAACAAAAAUGUAAAGAAAGAGAGCAGAAACCUGUUUUGAACUCAAUUCCACUUUGCAGGAUUCCCUAUUCCAAAAGUUCCACCUUGCCAAGUUCAACUAGGAAUGCAAAAUGGUAAACUUCCAAAUUCAGCGUUAUCAGCCUCGUCACAAUUGAACUCGUACUAUGGACCAGAAAAUGCAAGGUUACAUUUCCACCCACAGAGUGGCCGUAACGGAGCCUGGAUUCCGAAGAAACAAGAUCACCAUGAAUGGUUUCAGGUGGACUUUGGAAUCGAGACACACGUUACCCGGAUUGAAACUCAGGGGCGCCAGGAUGCAAGCCAGUGGGUGAAAGCUUACACACUUAGAUACAGCCUUGAUGGAUCAUACUUCAAUCAUUAUCAACCUUCAAUCGGUUUUCAUCCGUCUCCACACAAUUUUUAUUUAUUUAUUUAUUUAUUAUUUCCACAAUAAAGAUUACACAAGCAUUACAUUAUACAAAGAUGUGGCGAGGGGACCUCAGAAAACCACAAGGCUUGUACGAGACCACAAGGCUUGUACGAGGACAUACCAAGGUUACAUUAAUACCAAGGUUACAUUAAUUACGUUUGAUUAUUAGGAAGUACUAUCUCUUCAACCAUACUAGGCCAUUUGCAUGAUGACGUCAUUUUACUACUACGACCAGAAUUCUUUUCGUUUUUCUUUUCAUAUUUAAAUGUGGUAGCCCCAGUGAGGUUUCGAUAACAAAAGCCCUAAUUUGCACAAGAAAGCAAAGUCCUGAUUGAUUCUGGUCGUAAUAGUAAAUGGCCUAUUGAGCCAACUUUUUCCACGUCUUUAAAAAAGUCAGUAACGAAGAGGCGGAACCAGGUAGUUGCCAACGGAGUCCGGCAAAGGCCUGAGUACCUCAUGAAAGCGGACGGUCAAAAGUAGUCGAAUUUUCUAAUUAAGUGUUCAUGUAUGAUCACGUGGAAUCAUUUUUAAACCGCCUAUAGAUCAAUAAAGCAACGGCGAUUGAGAGAUUUCUAUUUUUAUAGAAGGUUGCAACUAAAUAAUGCACAGCUAAUAAGUCAUUUGCAUGAUCUCCUACUAAAUUUUUUCUUCCUACAGACAUUUGUCGCAAACAACGAUCGAUACACGGUUGUCGGACACGACUUAAAACCACCAAUCAGGACACGAUACUUGAGAAUUAUUCCUGAGCAAUGGCAAAGUUACAUUGCCUUGAGAGCAGAAUUUUACGGCUGCAAAGCAAGUAAGCCUUUCGGUGUGUUAUUGCUAUGUCUAAAAUAAACGGCAGUAAAUUAUAAAAGGUCUUUACAUGUUCGUGACCCAAUAUAAGUGUAAUAGAGUAGUAUAGUAGGCACCCGCUACGCCUGUUAAUAGCAAAGAAAUCUGAUUAGGUUGCUCGUGAAUCAGUACACAAACGUAGAACUGAGAUAUCGUGGAAUCACUUGCAAACCUGACAAAAAGCAGCUUAAACGUCAUUGUAAACCAAAACUACAACAAGGUAUCAUCUUCAUAUUUCCUAAAAACCCUCUGGUUUUGUUUCUGAGCUUUAAUAAAUUCAUCGAUCGAAGAAAAUGUGUUCUUCCCUGGGUAAAGAAGAUUUCUCUGCCAAAAAAUGGCGCAACCAGUGCCUACAAUACCACGCAAUCGAAAACACAAAGAUAUAUUUGUCCAAUGUGGACGAUAAUAACCAUGCAUCCAAAUAAAAGGAAAAGAAUAUUUCUGCCUUUUUUUGUUUUGUUUGUUCUUGUUGUGGUAUUUUUUCGAUGGGUAAGCAAGUCAUGACCUUAGGCCAAAUGUGAUAAUUGCCUCCAAAUUAACAUAUCUAUUCUCUGUAUGCAUUUUAGCUAAAAGAGACCUUUGUGCCACUUGAAAUAGCUGACACAUAGAACAUUUUUAAUGCUGUUGGUCCAUUUAAUCUUGUAGACGACGGUGGUUACUCAGAAUGGAGUUCGUGGUCUCAGUGUUCCGCAACCUGUGGGGGAGGACGCCACACUCGAAGUCGCUCUUGUACUAAUCCCCCUCCAAGCGCUGAUGGCAAGGACUGUUCCGAGUUGGGACCCGAAAAGGAAACUGGUGAAUGUAACAACCAGGGCUGUCCAGGUACAUUUAAUUUGAAUAAAGAUAAUCAUAAUAAAGGUAAUGAUUGAAUUCCCUUAGCUUGCAGUAACCCUUUAAGCCCCAAUAUCCACAUACAAAUUCUCCAAACUAAUCUCCAUACAUUUCCUUUAAGAAUUAGUUGGGAGCAUUUGAUAGCAGAUCAAAGCAUUCAUUCUUUGGUGAUCAUUUCAUAAAUUCUCAUAACCUUAUCUCUUGACAAGGUAUGAAUAUUUUUGGGAGAAAAUUGAUGUUGGUCACCAUUUGGACUUGAAGGGUUAAUGCAGACACUGAUUUUGAGAUCAGUCCAGUUUCGAAUCAUCAAAAUUUAUAAAAUAACUAAAGAUGGUACGCGCGUUCUGAUUGGUUAAAAAGCUAUGGUUUAUUGUGCCAGUAGACUCAAAGAAAACUGAAACAUUUUUCUACCCCCGAAAAAUUUAUUUUGUAAAAGCAACAGACCACACUUUCCACAGUUUACCGGCGUGCUAACCCACUUGGGAUGUUGGGAGAACACUCAAAAGCUUGUAAAUUACGAGCCGAAUUUUAAUACUUCGAAACUGGUUUACCUCAAUAACAACGUCAGACUUCUCUUAUUUUCCAAAAAUACCAUAGUCACAAAUACAUAAUUUUAAUUAUGUAUUUGUGACUGAAAAGUUACGCUUACGUUCCUGGAAAAAUGGCAUUUGGUGAAAAAAGAAAUCUAAACAUUGUUGUUGAGCCAUAUAAUGAUGAGAUCUUUUUUAUUCAAUAAAAUGACGCAUCAAAUCUUGCACACACUCGUUCUGGCUUUUUGGUCAGGGAGAUUAUAUUGAUCAAUUUUUUCCCUAUAGCAAGUGCUGUGUUUCAUAAGGCGCGUGCUUUAUUGCUAUACAAUAAUCCUGGUCUAUACAAUGCUUUGAACCUUUCUAGUAGAAAUGUGUAACGAAAAACAACAAUUAUUAUUGUUCAUUCGGCAGUGAAUGGUGGUUAUUCUGCCUGGGGACCUUACCGCAAUUGUUCCAAAUCCUGUGGAGGUGGAGUACAAACCAGGACUCGAACUUGCACCAAUCCACCACCAGCACAUGGUGGAAGUGAUUGCAGUAAACUGGGGCCAAAUAUCUCUACCAGAGAAUGCAAUAACCAGGACUGUCCAGGUAUAACCUGCUUCACGUAGUCAUGUAGUUUAAAUGCAGUUAAGAUUCUAAGUCAGUAAGGAUUAAUUUCCUGGCAGUCUUGAUUUUGAUUUUUACAGUGGAUAUUCCGUAAACGAGUCAAUGCAAAAGGAAAAAAAAAGUGGAGGGGGAAAUGGAAAAAUAAUACUUACAUUUAUGAAUUACGUAGUUGUCAAGACAAAAUAAGAGCAUUGAACCAACAUCCAACCCUGAGGCUAAACAAUUCUAAAUCUCGGUAUUUGAACUUGGAUAUUGUUACGAAUUAAUAGUCGCCUCCUUAAUUAUCUUAUGUGACGUGGAUAAAACUGGGAUGAUGAUCCCCUACGAGCACGACCAAAAACAACCACCCAAACAAAACCAACCACCACCAAAAGCCUAAUGCAGCACACGGGACAUUAGGGACUUUAAGAUCCAACGACGCGCCGGCAACGAGAACGUCGCUUAAAAAGUUAACUUGCGUGCGUUCAGUCUUUAUCGCAAUUAUUAAUAACCACUUACUAUGUCAAAUGUAGGCGAACCCUCCUGGAAUGGAAUUCCUAGGAACCAUAUCCAAGUUCGGAAAGAGAAAUAAAAUUUCGCCGUUGCUUGUUUACGUACUCUAUAAAACGCGAAAUUAGGCAUUUUCACGUCGUAGUCGUGCAAAAACGGGCAAAGAAAUGUACAAAAAAGCGUGAUGCUCGUACAAAGUUGUUGUUUUGCUUAUAAAACCUAUUGUUUUUUUGACGUUCUCUUUGCCGUCCGCGUCGUUGGAUCUUAAAGCCCCUAUUAGCUCAGCAAUGGCAGAAUACACGAAGAACAGUGUUCAUUUCUUCAGGGAGCAAGUCAAAUACCGUAAAAUUGGACAAUUGCACGAUGACGAUAUUUGACUACAACUACCAGAAUUCAUUUCGCUUUUGCUUUAUUUAAAUUUGUCAAUCCCGCUGAGGAUUAAAGAACAAUAGCCUUAAAUUUGCCCAAGAAAACAACAAACUCAAGGAUUUUGGUAGUUGUAGUAAAAUGACGUCAUCGUGCAAUUGUCCUAUUCCGAAAAUAAGCCCCUCCAUGUAUAAGCCCCUUCAAAUAUAAGCCCCCCAAACAGGUAAAAACACUCCGUUAAAUCGCCCCUCCAAAUAUAAGCCCCCCCCCGGGGGCUUGUAUUUGGAAAAUUUCCCUCAAAUACAAAGUAAAACAAAGCAAAAAUGGUAAAUUCACUUCCAACUAUAAGGCUAACUCAAUCUAUUUUGAAACGCAAAUUUCCUUCCGUAGAUAGGCCCCUCCGAAUAUAAGCCCCUUCAAAAAUAAGCCCCUCAAAAAGGGCCUUUGAAAAAUAUAAGCCCUGGGGCUUAUUUUCGGAAUUUUACGGUAAGUAUUUUCGUGCCUGUCUUAUCUUCUUUUGCGUGUUUUGUAGUUGAUGGUGGCUAUAGUAAUUGGAAUAGUUGGAGUGACUGUUCUGUUUCUUGUGGAGGAGGGCGGAAGGCUCGUAGUAGGAGUUGUAAUAACCCCGCCCCACAGCAUGGUGGAAAGGAUUGCUCAAGUCUUGGUCCAUCACUUGAGACGACUGCAUGCAAUACGAACGGUUGUCCUGGUAAGUGUUCUUUGUAUCCGUAAUCUGGAAACCACGUGACUAGGCGGAUAUUGUAGUUGAAAAACAAUACCAUUUAUUCCUUGCAUAAUUUGCAUUAACAAAUAGUUAAGUUACCGGCAAAGGGAUAGGCCUUUUUGAUCAAGAUGGGAGGUAAUUAUAUUUUCUUGGAUAGCAUAUUAUGCUCCUCAUUCCCUUUUCGAUCGCGUAAAAUCGUGCACUAGUUCUCCAGAUUGGGGGCCUUGAGACAGGACAAGCUAUCUUUUCUUCUCAUAUUAAGCCAAAUAGGGUGUGAUUUCCAUCUCCCAUGAUUGGAUUGCGUGCUUUAAACGCAUUUGAAAUUUGCUUUUAGAUGUGAAUCAUACUUAAACGUAAGACACCUGGAAUGUCCCUGACCGGUGAAAUGUCAGAAUGACUAUUCAGUUCAAAAGUCGGAGAACAGAUUGGGAAUGUUAAGUUUUGUAGGAUUUGCCGUUUUUUUAAAUUAUUGGUAGAUGAACCAGGGUUUUUUUCCCGUGAUUGUCGUGGAAAAUCAUAGCAAGUAGACCGUCUUACAUAAAGUAUUUGUUCAUUCGGCAGUGAAUGGUGGUUAUUCUGCCUGGGGACCUUACCGCAGUUGCUCCAAAUCCUGUGGAGGUGGAGUACAAACCAGGACUCGAACUUGCACCAAUCCACCACCAGCACAUGGUGGAAGUGAUUGCAGUAAACUGGGGCCAAAUAUCUCUACCAGAGAAUGCAACAACCACGGCUGUCCAGGUGACAAAACAUUUGCUCCAUUCGUGUAUUUUUAGUCGUAAAAGAUCUAAGUACAUAAGGUCGACUUGCAAGCGGAGGAAAAACAAUGGAAUGAUGGUACUGUUUGCAGUUUUCAAAGCCGACGCAGCUGUUCGAACAAAGAGAGACGGAGAAUAUGCUUUACUGCUCUAAUACGCUAUUUGAAUGCAUAUACAUGCACAGUCAACUCUCUCUUGACGGACACCCCUAUAAGACGGACACUUCUGUAAGACGGGCACCUGGUUUAAAUCCGCGCCGUUUAUCAGUCAUUUUACUGUUAUAUAUACUGUCCAUAAGACGGACACCUCUCUAAGACGUACAAAAACGGACAAUUGGGAGGUGCCUUAUGUAGCGAAAAAUACCUCAAGACGGAAAUGUGCAAGGUGCUCUACAUGACAGUAAAUUGCAAAACGUUUUAUAUUUUGUCGUCGUGACCCAGUUUGCAGAUUGUAUACGCUUUUAGACCACGAAGACUUGAACGUUGUCUUGUAAUGAACGUUUGAUCGCACAAUGAGAAAAUAUUUCCACUUUUCUGUGGCAAUUUUCCUGUUUUAGCUGUUUUUAGUACAAGUUAAACAGACUAUUAAUUGUAAAUAGCUUCAGUUUUAAAAUCACUCUUGUCACGUUACCUACACUCUCUAUAAGUCAGACACCUCUCUAAGACGGACAGUCAAGGCCGGUCUUGAUGUUGUCCAUCUUAGAGAGAGUUUACUGUAUAAUUAUGAAUAGAACGUCUCACCCUUAUUUUAUGUCACUGGUGAUAGACAACACAAAACUAAACACAUAAACAACUGACGCGAAAGAGAAACAAAGAUAAUACUGUUCACAGCGCCUAAUAGCUUUAAAAAAAGGGAAUUUGCUUCUGCAAUUAGUUUAAGAUGAUCAAAUAUUAGCAUUAACAGCAAGUAAUAUCUCAAAAGUUAAGUGCGUUCUGUUUGCGUGUUUUGUAGUUGAUGGUGGCUAUAGUAAUUGGAAUAGUUGGAGUGACUGUUCUGUUUCCUGUGGAGGAGGGCGGAAGGCUCGUAGUAGGAGCUGUAAUAACCCCGCCCCACAGCAUGGUGGAAAGGAUUGCUCAAGUCUUGGACCUUCAUUUCAGACGAUUUCAUGCAAUACAAUCGGAUGCCCUAGUAAGUGUUCUUCGUAUUUUAUCUCGUUUACCUUACUCGAAAUGCUUAGGUAUUUGAUGAUCAUUAGCAACUUGCACGUGACAAGAUUUAAACGUUGUUAUUAAAUAUGAGAGUUUUUCAUUUAUAAAUCGUUUACAAUUAUUUUCUCGGUAGUGAACACACCUCACUCCCUGAUCGUUCGAGUAAAAGAAAUCAGUUUUAAAUAUCUUAGACGGAUUUUUCACCCAUGAUCUCUCCAGGUUGGGAGUUAGACACGGAGUUUAGGGGUUUCUCCUGUAAAAACGUACAUGUUGCAGAAAUCGAAAAUUGUGACUUAAGUAGGAAGCAGUGACAAAACAUGGAGGAAGAGACUGUUCGAAUCUUGGACCAUCCACUGCGAUGGAAGAAUGCAAUAAACAUAAAUGUCCAGGUAUAGUUGUGUUGUUCCGUAUGUAAGGCCGGUAAAGGUGGUUGCUCUAUGUUAACAUACGAUGUGUUCACUACUGUAGUAAUUCCAAGGACGGUCAGGCAGCAAAUUGUUGUUUGCUGGAAAUAUCUAUGAGUCGUAACUGUUCAUCGGUAGGAUGCUUAAGAUGGGUGCAAUUGCACAAUUGUUUUCGGAUCCAUUAACUUCUACACCAAUUGUAGAUUAUCUAAGGAGGGAUUUUAGGGAUUUCAAAUCAGUCUCAGCAGCUAAAAUAUGAGUCGGAAUGAGUCAUAUAAUGAGGAAAUGAGAUUUGUACUGGUCAGUUGUUUAGAAAUAAACAAGUUAUAUAGUACCGAAACUGACCCCAAAAAGCUCCCUUUCGAAUAAACAGGCGGGCAUUACUUGUCUUCUGAUUAGUCGAUGGUAUCCGGUUUCCAAUAUAAGCGCUGAAUGAAAGCAAUUUAGGCGCGUUUAUUUUUUCCAUGACAUUCAUAUAUUAGAGUGAGAAGAAAAAAUGACCCGUUUACAAUUUUGUCUCAGUAUUGAUUAUUUUCAAAUUUCUGGAAUCUUUCUGUCGCUAUUUGUAUUUUCAGUUUAGGUCAAUAUGUAGAUAGGUCAAUGUGCCAAAAAAGUUUGUCUGAUCUAGCGCUUAUUUUUGACACGAAAAGGAGCUAUAAGUCGAUAUAAGCAUCAAGUCAAAAAUUAUGCAAGCGUCGCAAUUUUUUUUGAGAUUAAGCAGAGUUGCUGAAGUGAUGAAAAGGUGGCUCAUUACUACUCAUCAUUCAAUUAUAAGUUCUUCCUUUUAUUCUUAGUUAAUGGAGGCUAUGGUCCGUGGGGAAAGUGGAGUGAUUGCUCUAAAACUUGCGGAAAACAAACAGGCACCAGAAGACGAGACAGGCUGUGUAACAAUCCCUCGCCGCAGAAUGGGGGCAAAGAUUGUUCAGAACUAGGAAAGGAUACUGAGACUCAAAGUUGCAAACCGAAGAAAAAACAAUGCCCAGGUCAGCAAAACCUUCAAUGGAUAAAUCUGUUUGCUCACGUUAAUUCGACAUUUCACAAGCUACAGCGGAAAGGAUGGGAACACAACAUAACGAUUUUCAUGGGAACCUCGCUCUCUUGCACGUUAUCCAUCAUUUUGUAGUGUUUGUCACGUUAAUUCCCACAAUCAUAUAAUGACACGCGUAAGGCAAAACCCGGACAGAUCACAAUCAUUAACACACACAGUACUCCCUUUUGUACCACAGAAGGAUUCGAUUUAACUUGUUCAUUCGUAGGUCAAACUUUGUAAGGUUUUAACUGUAAUUUUUGUUCGAACAUUUUUAGUGGACGGAAACUGGAGCCAAUGGGGGUCAUGGAGUGAAUGCUCUGCCACGUGUGGUGGGGGCCUCAGAAAGAGAGCACGGAAGUGUAACAACCCUAAACCCUCAGGAGGGGGAAAAAAUUGUGAAGGAAGCGCGGAAGAUCCCCAGCAAUGCAACAAUUUCGUUUGUGGACGUGAGUAAAUAGUUUUAAACCUUCUGUUAACUGUUCUGUUCGAAGCAACCUACUUGCAAAGCAAAUGGUAACAAAUGUUCACGACAAACAACAAUAUUCGUUGUGAUUCCGCAAUAGUUUAUUGAAGACAUGCGAGAGAGAGACUACGAAAGGCAACCGACAAUGCAGGCAAGUUAGUAGUUCCUGAAGUCGCUAUGACUAAAGGGGCAGUAACUACUUAAGAAUUCGUCGUCUUUUCAUUUAAUUACUCCAGCAAAAUAUAUGUCGUUGUCGUCGUUCGUUUGCAUCAUCCAUAAAACGUCGCUUAUAAGAAAAACUCACGAAAUAAUCGUAAGUCACUACAAAGAAACGUACCGAACGAAGGAAAAAAAAAAACGAGAGAGGGAGGGAAUCGCCCAGGUAGUCGAGCCCUUGGGAUAUGUUAAUUUUACCAUUUGAAAAUUAUUUUUAGACCAAUUAAACACUUCUUUAGACCAUGGAUUCAAAUCCCAUUUUAAAGCCCCGAAUUUUUUUGCUGUUAAUUUUAAGCUGAAUGGAAGAUAAUUGGAUGCUAUAAAAACGUUGAUCAAGCACUCGACAAACUAUUAGCGAGAGUUGGGGGCAAACCGAGCAUAACUGCGAGGUACACGACAUGCGUAUCAGCUGCUGAUGGGGCGAACAUCACGCUGUUUGGUCUGGACAACAAGAGAUGUUGGACCAGUGAAAGCGAUUACAGUUCAUACAGCAAGUAUGGUACCUCAGGAACAUGCAAGACAAAUAAGUUGGGAAAGAGUGGAGGCUUCUCUGAACAUGGGACGAUAUAUGUUUACCAAAAGGAUCAACAAGGUGACACAGACUCCACCUUAACAUAUGUAAUAGUUUUAUACUCAAUAACCUUAUAAAACAGUGAACGUCGGUAAUAUUGGUAGUAUUUCGAAGAAACUAAUAAUUUUAUCUGGUUACAAGAUAGACCAAAAGUUUGUACCGUGAUCUCAACCAUCGCCUAUUAACAUGCUAACACUGGUCAUUUCUUGUAAAGGUAACGGUAGAGAAAAUGUCGUCACUAUACAUAUUGAAUUCGCCUUCUUUCAACCUUCGUCUGCUCACGUCCUCCGUAACACGUCGUCCAAUUGUAAAGUUCAUGCGGUUGUACUUUUGCACUUAAUUAAUCGGAAGGAACGAAGAUAUGUCAAAAAAGUAUGAUGUAAGUUUAGAUAGAUUAAUCAUCUAAUGCUUCAGUCUUCAGAUUUAAGCAGUGACUUAUGCUCCUUUUUACGAUUAUGAUACCAUUGCGGUGUUGGUUAUUUUAAAUCGCUUAUUUCUAGGUUUUUUACCCCCUCAGAGCCCUUUCUGAUUCUGAUUCUAUAAAUGAGUGUGCUACAUUAGCCUUUGCUCUCGUAAGAUAUUGCUGACGAAUCAGUAGAACCUUCCAUACCGGCCCUAAUCAUGCUUAUUAACUCUACAGGUACAUGGCAACACAAAGGCUGUUACGUCAAUCAGUCGCCAAAACGGGCUCUACCCGUUUCCUUCGACAACAGUGUCAGUGGUAAUCAGGGCAAUAGGAACGUUUUCGAGCACUGCCGAGAUAAAGCCGAAUCAUUUGGUUACAAGUUAUUUGGUGCUGACAACAAGAAUUGCUGGAGUGGAAAUGAUGCUGAGAACACGUAUGAUGAUCAUGGCGUAUCCUCAGAAUGCUAUGUCAACAACCAAGGCUAUGGCGUUGGAUCGGAGAUAAAUGGAGACAUGUUUGUUUACCGUUAUCAUUAA